Messenger RNA from Rhodotorula toruloides NP11, 1614 nucleotides. Its product is annotated as lipid particle protein. The transcript is spliced from 5 exons. Lineage: Eukaryota; Fungi; Basidiomycota; Microbotryomycetes; Sporidiobolales; Sporidiobolaceae. The record is from RefSeq and is a predicted model, not a curated record. The coding region runs from base 1 to 1614 and encodes 537 amino acids.
AUGGCCCCGACAUCGGUUCACCUCUGCGUCAUCCUCCACGGCCUAUGGGGCUCGCCCUCGCACGUCUCCUACCUCUCCGAAUCGCUCACAUCCCACGCACGCUCUACCGCCCAGCCCGAAGCCGGCGAGGAGGAAUCGAUCGGCCUCGAGGUGCUCAUCUCGAAGGCGAACGGGAUCUCGGCGGGCCAUUUAUAUGACGGGAUUGAUGUGUGUGCUGAGAGGGUUGUGGAGGAGAUUGAUGAGGAGGUACGAAGGCUGGAGAAAGAGGGAGCAAAGGUGGAGAGAUUCUCUAUCGUCGGCUACUCCCUCGGUGGUCUCGUAGCACGCUACGUCCUCGGCCUCCUCGACUCCCGCACCCCCUCCUUCUUUACCCACGCCCAACCCAAAAACUUCACCACCUUCGCCUCGCCCUGGAUCGGCAUUCCCGCCUACAGCUCGUUCUGGUCCCGUACGUUCAGGUACCUCGGCGGAAGGUUGUUGAGCAGGACGGGACGGCAGCUUUAUGAGAGGGAUCGAUUUCUGCCUUUGCGAUUUACGGACGGGGCGGAUAAGAAGGGCGUGAGAGGGGAGAAGGGGAAGGUCGAGGCGGCACCAUUGCUUAAAGUGAUGGCGGACCCGCGGUACAGCUUUUACAAGGCUCUGCAGAAGUUCGAGCGGAUCGACGUCUUCGCGAACAUCGUCAACGACAGGACUGUCCCUUUCCCGACGGGGGCCCUCGAAUCACACGACCCGUUUGCCCUCGCACGAGCUAGAGCACAGGAAGCGGCAGAAGAGCGCGGCGAAAGGGCGCACGACAGGAUAGACUGGCAGAGCGGGGGUCUCGAGAUAACAUUACACGAUGAUGCGCCUAUUGUCGCCUCUUACACCCGCACAACCUCAGCACCCUCAACCGCCUCCCCCUCUCCCUCCCGCCGCCGCUUCCGCCUUCGUCUCCGCCUCCCCACCCCCUUCCGCCCCUCAACCUAUCCCGUCUCGCGCCCUAAAGCCCUCUUCGUAAUCUCCCUCCUCCCCCUCAUCUGGCCUCUCUCAAUCGCCUUCCUCGCCUCGCGCUCUCUGGUCCAUACCGCCCAGUCGAGUCGACGGAUACGGAGUGCGAGGAAGAAGGUUGAAGGAGGACGUGAGGGGUGGUUGGAGAGGGUUGGGAUUGCGGUUGGGGAGGUUGCGGAGGGAGCGGGAGGGGACAAUCCGGAGUAUGCUGCGAGGCUGGAGGGUAGCGCGGACGGAGGGGUCGAGUCGGUCGGUGUGAGGCACGAUGACGACGAGAAGACGACGAGCUCGACGUCAGCAGCGUCGUCCACGAGCUCCGCAACCUCCUCAACUGCCCUUCUCGACUCUUCGCCCCCAGCCUCCUCCCAAGCCUGCGCCUCCCCCUCCUCCGCCCCUUCCGACUCCGAUCUCUCCGCCGCCCUCCAGCUCGGUACAGACCCCACCUUCUCCCCCUCUCAGCUCUCCCAACUCUCCUCGCUCAACGCCCUCCCACACCUGCGCAAACACCUCGUCCUCCUCGACGCGUACUUCUCGCACGGCGCGAUCGUGUGUAGGGAUAGGAAUUUCGGACAGCAUCAGCAGGGGAAGGAGGUGGUGGAUUGGUGGGCGAGGGAGUUUGUGGUGUAG